This is a messenger RNA of Pteronotus mesoamericanus, 5683 nucleotides long. It is a transcript of the gene TMCC3, whose product is annotated as transmembrane and coiled-coil domain family 3. The transcript has 4 exons. The record is from RefSeq and is a predicted model, not a curated record. Bases 184 to 1617 code for a protein of 477 amino acids. Lineage: Eukaryota; Metazoa; Chordata; Mammalia; Chiroptera; Mormoopidae. Gene Ontology annotation, cellular component: endomembrane system.
GCGGCGCAGGGCAGCCGCGCGGCUGUCGGCACCAGCUGCAGCUGCCCGCGCCUCCCGCUGCCCGCGCCUCCCGCUGCCCGCACCUCCAGCUCCGCCGCGGUCCCCGCGGCUACCCGAGUACCGCCCGCAGCUCGCGGCGCUGGAGCCCCAGGAGACGGGAAAGUUCCCGGCGCGAGCACCGAGAUGCCGGGCAGCGACACGGCGCUCACCGUGGACCGGACGUACUCCGACCCUGGCCGGCACCAGCGCUGCAAGAACCGGGUAGAACGACAUGACAUGACUACUCUAAGCCUGCCCCUAAACAUACGCCGAGGCGGGUCAGACACCAACCUCAACUUCGAUGUACCAGAUGGCAUCCUGGACUUCCACAAGGUCAAACUCAGUGCGGAUAGCCUGAAACAAAAAAUUCUAAAAGUAACAGAGCAGAUCAAAAUUGAGCAGACAUCGCGUGAUGGGAACGUUGCUGAGUAUCUGAAACUAGUCAACAGUGCUGACAAGCAGCAGGCUGGCCGUAUCAAACAAGUCUUUGAGAAGAAGAAUCAGAAAUCAGCUCACUCCAUUGCCCAGCUGCAGAAGAAAUUAGAACAGUAUCACAGAAAGCUCAGGGAGAUUGAACAGAAUGGAGCCUCCAGAAGCUCCAAGGACAUUUCCAAGGACAACCUGAAGGACAUCCAGCACUCUCUGAAAGAUGCCCACGCCAAAUCUCGAACUGCUCCACACACCAUGGAGAGCAGUAAAUCGGGCAUGCCAGGGGUUUCCCUCACUCCCCCUGUAUUUGUCUUCAGUAAGUCCAGAGAGUUUGCCAAUUUGAUCCGGAAUAAGUUUGGCAGUGCAGAUAACAUCGCUCACUUAAAAAAUUCCUUAGAGGAGUUUAGGCCCGAGGCAAGUGCUAGGGGCUACGGUGGCAGCGCAACCAUCGUGGACAAACCCAAGUAUGGCAGCGACGACGAGUGUUCGAGCGGCACGUCAGGCUCUGCAGACAGUAACGGGAACCAGUCAUUCGGGGCCAGUGGAGCUGGCCCACUGGACAGCCAGGGGAAGCUCACCGUUAUCCUGGAGGAGUUGAGGGAGAUCAAAGAUACCCAGACACAGCUGGCCGAGGACAUUGAGGCGCUGAAGGUGCAAUUUAAAAGAGAAUACGGUUUUAUUUCUCAGACCCUGCAAGAGGAGAGAUACAGGUACGAGCGACUGGAAGACCAGCUCCAUGACCUGACGGACCUGCAUCAGCACGAGAUGGCUGACCUGAAGCAGGAGCUGGCCAGCAUCGAGGAGAAGGUGGCCUACCAGGCCUGCGAGCGUUCGCGGGACAUCCAGGAAGCCUUGGAAUCCUGCCAGACUCGCAUUUCUAAGCUGGAGCUGCACCAACAGGAGCAGCAAGCUCUGCAGACAGAUACCGUGAACGCCAAAGUUCUGCUGGGGAAGUGCAUCAACGUGGUCCUGGCCUUCAUGACUGUCAUCUUGGUGUGUGUGUCCACCAUUGCGAAGUUUGUCUCACCCAUGAUGAAGAGCCGCUUCCACAUCCUUGGCACCUUCUUUGCUGUGACUCUUCUUGCAAUAUUUUGUAAAAAUUGGGACCAUAUUCUGUGUGCCAUAGAAAGGAUAAUAAUACCCAGAUGAAGCUGCUGGCUCCCAUCUUCAAGUUUCUUCAAGUUUUUAUUUUAAAGAGAACUCUGUGCAUACUACCAAAUUUUAAAAUGAACAGUUGUGCCAACUGAAGAUUACCAGAAGGACUGGGACUGUGUGUUGUAAAUAACUACAAUUGUCUUAACUCAGUAGCAGUCGCCAGCUCAGUCCCUGUGCCUGGUUAACAUGAAUUUGUUUCGGAAGCUUUCCCCACGUUAUUCGCUGCCUUAAUCAGACCAGAUUUCCUGCCCACCUGACUUGCCCACCAUGGUAGACCUUUGGUUGUUGAGCACUUGGCAUAAUUAGUGGCUCAGAAGAAAAGGGAAUUUCAGUCUCUCUCUCUCUCUCAAGUCUCUAUUAAAAUCAAGCUCACCAUUGUUAGUGGUCACGUUUUCCCUGAGUCCUAUAAGACCAAGGAUGUGGCACGAAUCAGGGAAGGGAAGAAGCCCAGGCAUUGGCUGUGUUGAACACUCAUGGGCAAUGGAAGUGCAGGACAUCCCGGGUAAUCCAUCCCGAUGGUGACAGUUGGCUAUAGGUCCCAUACGUGCCCAGUGUCGACAGUGGUCAUUUAUGUGUGACUCUGUGAUAUGGAAAUCUUAUUUUACACCCAUUAAUUCACCCAAAGUCUUAGUUGCUCUGUUGCACUUUAAACAGCAAGAAUGAGGAUGUGUGAAUGGGGCCUCUGUCUUCGCAUGUCCUCCGAGCCUUACGCGUCCUAACCAGCUAGAAUGCCCGGCCUCCAAAGCACAGAGAGGUGCUUCCAAAUCCCUCAUCAGACUAUGGUUUUUACAUUAAUUGGGGGCUCUGUGAGCACUACUCUGGAGGUUUGUGAUUCAACAAACCCUAAUUUUGAUAAUCCCUUGUGAGGGUGUGAUUCACUUUAUUUGCAGGUCUGUGAGGGGUUGCGAAGCUCACUCAGUAAAUGAAAACACACGAUGCCCGUGUUGCAGGGGUUUUUUUCUUUAAAAAGGAAAACCAAGUCAUAGUUUAUAAAGCUAAUGUGCACUAAGGUAGGAACACUGGAAGCAGGAGGAAAAUGUGACAUGUGUCCAAUUGGAUGGCAGCUACACCUGUGGGAGCAAUUCACCUGGAUGAAGAUUGAGAAGGUCCGCUUAGGACCCUGAAAGACCAGCAAGAAUAAGAUAAAUUAGACUCAGUAUCUGAGCCAAGGUUGCCAUCUGCCUUCUAGGAUGUCACUGGAAAUAAGUCCUAAGAUAACAGUGGCCACAUUUCCCACGUUCCCACAAAGGUAGCAUCUUUGACCUAUUUGGGGGAUGCCAUUCACUGUCUUUAGCCUAGUCAGUACUUUCCUUUUAAUUGUUCCUCUGUCUACACAAAAGGAAACUGCUAUCAAGGGCCUCCCCCCACCACCCACUCUAUUAUCUGAAGGCAUAAAGAUGCAUAUUGGUGUACAUUUUCUUCCAGAAAACAUCAAAUUACCUGGAUUUAAAUUAAGUGCAAUAAUUUGCAAACAGCUGCUUUUAGGGAAAUCUCUUGCAAAAAAAUGUGACUGCCAUGGUUUGAAAGAAAGGAAUAGUCCAGCAUUUGGUACAAGUCCAAAAUGUAUGAGACUCACAACUCAAGUUGUUUUCUUUUUUUAGGUUUACAUUUCAGUGCUUUUAAUCAGUUCGCAAAUGUAUACAGCUGUCACCAUUACCUAACUGUAGAUGAGAACUUUCUCAAACAGUAAACAUGAUUUCAUGAAAUCAUUGGCUAUAAGUAUUUUGGAUUCAGGGAAGGAGUUACUAGCCCCACCCGCAUUUCAUGGUUGUCUCCUUUCACUAUCCAGUUCUCCCUGGGUGACUCCCAAGUUUGCUGUAAAUACACUGCGAUCCAUCAAAUCCAGGGGACAGAGACAGGUUCCAGAUCCAGGGAAGGGAGGGAGAGACAAUGGCGUGCUUCCUUUUGCAUUUACAUUUCCAUGGCCAGCAUUGCCUUUGCCUGUGGGCAUCAGCCUCCAUGAGGCCUGAGGGCUGGAUGUAACUUACAGGCGCGCAUCACGCUGGGUUCUGGGUGGGCUCCUCUUGAUGUCUGAAUCUCUCAGCACACUUUGGACAUGUCGGGGUCUGGGAUGGGCUGGUAGUUUAGCCCUGAGGUAAGGGCUCUGGGGGUGUCUAGGAAGACACAGGCUUCCUGCCACCACAUGCCACUCCGUGGCUCAGCCCAGCGUGUUUGCUGUGACACUUCCCGGACCUGUGAUCAGUGUGUGCUCCCCAGUGAGAGAGGUGAAGGAAAGGGAAGCAGCACACUCCACCCCCUGCAGUCUGGAGCAUUGAACAAGCUGCAGGGAACUGGCCGUUCCGAAAUAGUGUAGCACCUAAAUCAUUGCACUUCGGUAUGAACUCUUUUUACAGAAUUCCUAUUUUCAGUGAUUCUCAUUAGAAAUCAGAUAAGCUUGUUUUCAUUUGGAUAUGCUUAACCUACACAGAAUAUUUAUUUCAGAGUUUAGUUGAAAGUUCAUAAAGCUUUCUAAUAGAUGAUAUACCCCAAGGGCACUUUUACUCUCUGUGGUUUAUUAUUCUCUUCUGAAGGAAUAAACUCUCCCACUGCUUGUUUUCUGCACUGCUGAAGGAAAUUAAAUAAAAUGUUAUAAGUAUGCAAAUAAAACAGUGAUCAAGCUAUGAUACAUCCUGGAACUGAAUAUUUAAGUCAAUUAAUCCCUUUUCCUCACCUUGCAUUGGUAGUAAACACCUUGUGCAUUCCCACUAAGGAUGAAAGCCAGUUGUGGGAGGGGCGAGCACCUGCUCAUCCAGUGAACUUACUGAGUCAUUUAGGUAUUGGACAUUGGAUUCUAGCACUGGAAUUUUUGGUGACAUUAUUUUCAUGAUUGCCAAGAUAAUGAUAGUUCUCUGAGGAUGAAACAAAAACCUAAAAAUACUCCCUUAUGGAUUUUGAGUUGGCUAUUCCAGCUUAUAUUUUUAGUAUAAUUAAGCCAGAGCAAAACACUUUCCCUAAAUAAAUAAAUAAAUAAAUAAAUAAAUUUAAAGCCAUAAUGAGGCAGUAAAUGUAAGUCCUGUAUUGCUGAUUUGGGGCAGUGAAAGUUGCCAGUGUGCACUAUGAUCUCUCAGUGAACAAAUCUGAAACUCCUCCUAUUCUUUCAGCCCAUGUGCUCUGAGCCCUCUCUGCCACUUGGCAUCCCUGUGAUUUUAGCCCCUCUCCCACUUUGUCAUUCUUGUUUUCAUUGAAAUAUUGCCCCACUGUGUAUGUUUAUUACCCUGCCAUUCUUGUAGCGUAUCAGGUUUAAUUAUGGGUUCGAUAAUAGUGCCAGGAACUCGCUCCCCUCGGGCAACUAAUUACUUUUGUCCUUUUUGUUUGGAUUUUAAAUACCAAAUUAUUUUGCAUUGAAUGGGAACCUUUGUAGUGAAACCAAAUACAGUUGUAUUAGUUUGGAAAAACAUUUAAUUAUUAAUGUGAACAUAAGUGAUUAAAUAAACCUAUUUUGCAUAUUUCUAUAAUUGUGAGGAAAUGGUGGUAGGACAGAGUGUCAUUUAAAAUUCAGGGCUUUAUCUGGAGAGGUAUUUCUAGAAGUUUAGCAUAUGUGCUAAGGAAAGAGUUGAUCUAAAAAAAAAAGUCACUGAAAACAGUGAGAUUGGCCUGUUUACAUCAGAAGUAGUUAAGCUUUAAAAAAUGGUAUAGUUAAUAAGAGUUUGAAAUCCAUAAAAUAUAAAGCAGAAUUAACCUACAAUUUCUAAAGUCACUACAAUUUUUCUGUUUAUAAGAAGCUGGAAAGUAAUGUACCUGAAUUGUUUUAGGAAUGAUUUAUGUGUUGCAAUUUUAAUUUAUGUAUUUAAAGCAUGUCUCACUGUGUUUGUCCUAAGAGAAAUGUUUCAAAAAAGUGUGCUCUGUAUUUAAGAUAUGUUUAAGCAGUAUAUAGUGGUUCUGAAAGUAAAAACUGGAAAUGUUUAUUGUGAGAUCCAUUGCAUAAUUUCCAUUUUGUGGGAUACUAUAUCGUUUCAUGUCAGCCUAAAAUUGUAAAUUCUCUGUUGAUCACCCCAUUCAAAGCUGGUGCCAUUAUUUUUUUUUAAAUAAACACUUGAUGUUAGCUUUGAUGUUAAAUAAA